GCACGAAAAAACGAAAACGAAUUUACCUUUACUACGCAGUCGCUCAGAAUCCAUCAAAGUUGGUCCAGGACGAUUUAACAAGAGAUUUAACCCUAGUAAGCGAGUAUCAUAAAGGUGACUUUUUUCAGCUGCUGUGUUUCCUUGAAUUUUUUGUGCUUAAUAUGAAAUAAAUCUAUAUCAAGAUUUAAAAACAGAAGAAGGGGUAAGCAAACAAUUGCAUUAAGGUGGCAUUUCCAAUAGAACGGUGGUUUUUACAUACAAAAACAAAAAGAUAAGCCUCGACUUGUGAGCUCUUGCUUAUCACAUUUAUUGUCAUUUAUCUUCAAGUUGAUCACUAGUCAAAACUUUGUACCAAGUACAAAGAACAUUAGAGAGACACAAACGUAAUGUCACUGAUCUUGACAGGGAUAUUUGACGAUUAGAAUUAAAGACAUGGAAAUAUCCCACUAAGAAAACAUCAAUUGUGAUUACUUUUAAAUUCUCAUCAACAUUUUCCUUUGUUGAUUCAAGAGAGAAUACGAAAAUUUAGUGAAAAACAUAAGAAAAGAAAUUGUCUCGAUUUAUCUUGUAAUAAACGAUGAAAACUGGGAAGAGAAAGUUAAAAAGUUCAUCUAAUAUGCCUCCAAAGUCAAAAGAGACGGAGGUUCUAUGGUCGGACAUAGCUGGUCGCAUUUUGCUAAAUGCGAUCUCUCAUCCUAUCGAAUAUGCGAAGGUUCUGAUACAGAUUGGAUAUGAGCCUAUACCACCAAAACCAACUGUAUCAUUGUUUGGAAAGCCAGCACUGAAACUACCCAAUGUCUUCACAUAUAUUAAACAUAUAAAAAGCGUGGAUGGUUUCACGGGUUGCUACAGGGGCUUGAUGCCAAAGCUGUGCUCCUAUACAGUUAGCACAAUAGCCUGCGAAAGAACUUUGGAGUACCUUCAAACAAAUUCAGAGCAAAACGAAGAGGAAGAUGACGAGGAUGAAAGUGUGAGGCGUGCAAGAUGUAUACGCGAGCUCACAAGGGACGUAAUUAGUAGAACGGUCGCAAUCGUAGUUAGUCAUCCUCUGGAAAUCAUUUCAUUAAGGAUGAUGGCACAAUUUGUGGGUGGAGAAACCAAGUAUAGUGGUAUAUUCGGAUCGGUCCUGGAGAUCUACAGGGAGAAUGGAAUCCUAGGAUAUUAUUCAGGAUUGAUACCACGUAUUAUAGGAACUACUGCUGUUAUGAUACUUGCUGGUGUUUCCACGUAUGUCGUAAAUAAUUAUAUAAUACAGGAACCGACGAUGAAGCCAUACACUGCCUCAAUGAUGAAGUUUCUAGCCACUACUGCUAUGUAUCCAUUUCUGGUUGUGUCUCACUGCAUGGCAGUAAAUGACUGUGGUUUGGUAGCUGGCGUACCGCCGCACAUGCCGAUCUACAAGAAUUGGCUGCAUUGCUGGUCCCAUCUGUCGAGUCACAAUCAGCUGAAAAGAGGCAGCAGUCUGUUAUGGCGUUACUAUACUGGACCGCAAAUGCUGCUGAAUGGCAAACUAAUACCGAUUAUGGAUAAUAAUUUCUACCGGCCCAGUCCUUAAUGAACAUCAAGUAAGCUAUUGAGUUCGUAAGUCAAAUAAGUCUGUUCCAAAUGCUAAUUCCUAAGUCACACCAACGUUGAUCAAAUGUAUUCAUUUGACGUUUUAUUUAUGCAGUAUGUACAUUUAACCAUAAAAAGAGAACAGCAAAGGAAAGUUUAGCGGCAACGAAUUUCUAGAGAAGUUAUAUGAGAAUUCCCUGUGUUAUUAAACGUUCUUGUAAGAUAAAAAGAACAGUUUUCUAGUAUAUGUGAUAAGAAUGUUAAAUUGGCAUAUGUCAAUCUCGUUAAACCAAAGUUAAAUAUUAAUCUCAAGUAUUAGAUUGAAACAAUAUCAUGUUAGUUAAAAAUUUUCUUUAUAACACCAAGGAGCAUAUAAAUAUAUAUGAUAGCAUAAAAUAUUUCGAUAUGUUUGAGUAGCACAAAGCAUUUCAAAAUACUUAAGGGUCGUUAACAAACUCUCAAUCAUUUUACAAACUCUCAAUUAUUUUACAAAAUUUGCUAAUUUUUGUAAACUUGUUAAAAUAUUAGUCAAUUUUUAAUUUCACUUUUUACUUUCCAAAUCAUAUUGCAAGAAAAAGAACCAAUUAGGAUUAGUCGGGAUGAUUACAAUAAAGAAUCAAAAAUUAUUGUGAUUAUUUUCUAACGAGGAACUCAAUAGAGAUCAUGAGAUUAAUAAAUAAAACAUUUUACGAUAACUAUUGGUAUGAUUUUCGAGACAAUGAUAUUGCAACAUUUGUUCUGCUGUUAUCAAUCGCCUUAAUCGAUCCUAUAUCGUCAGAUUAAACCUGCAUAAUAUCUGUAAAUAACGGAAAAAAUAAAUUAGAACGAAUUCUCUGCGUUGCACAAUAAAAAAUGAUACUAGAAGAA
Molecule: messenger RNA, 2421 nt
Organism: Linepithema humile (Argentine ant)
Lineage: Eukaryota; Metazoa; Arthropoda; Insecta; Hymenoptera; Formicidae
Product: mitochondrial carrier homolog 2-like
Source: RefSeq, a predicted model, not a curated record